AAAACAAAGGGGAGCAAGGGUGAGUACAAACAAAUCGUACUCAGCAAACUAUUCAUACACUUUCAUAUAAAUUGUAAAAUACACUAAGUUUUGAAAAUACAAACAGAGCAUUGUUGUUAAGUAAUUAAGCAUAUUAAAACACAUGGUGCCACACAUGAAAGUGACUUUCUCAACCUGGAAAUCACAUGGGUGAAUAUUCACACUUUUACGCUCUUAAGAGGGGUACUCCGAUACCGACAGCCUCGACCAGAACCACACAGGUUCCAGAACAAGCAGAGACCUUUGACCCGCUAAGACACCGGACACCCUGACCUACUCACGUCGAUCGCUCCUACGAAUCCAUCACCGACAUUUUCCAUUCAAGGGCCGCCCCUCGCGAAGAACUCAGACAGUCCCAUACCUGAACUGUAACCGGUACAAUACGAUCACCUUCGUAGACCAAGUUUUCUUGAGUUCAUUUCCAUGUCGAAUGUACGUGCUAAGCCCGGCUCGUACCGGUGGCUCCUACGGAUCCAUCACUGUGUACCGACACCAGCGCAUUAGCCCCAAUAUAUCGACAUCAAUCUUGUACCAUCUCGGUAUCAUGUAAAUUAUCAACAAAGCAUAUAUCACAAAAUAUACAAAAGAUGCAAGAAGAGCUUGCCUCAAUAAUCUACGCUGUAGAUACCAAACAACACUGGCUCCAGAUACCCGGUUUGGCGUACAAGCUCAAACACCAGUACACCAAAAGAAUACCACCAUCGCACGCAGUGGCGGAGCUAGGAAAUUAUGAAAGGGUGUGUCGGGACUGCAGUGUAUGCUAUGCAGGCCGCCCUGUUGAGAUUCAGAGAAAGGGGUGUAGCGUUUCCGACAAUACCGUUUCAGAUAAGGAACGGCCACGAUGGCUCUCAUGGGUGGAUCACCACCGUUGGAUCGCAGUCACUAAACUGGCCAGCCUAUAAACAGCCGGGUUGUGGCUGGAGAGAAUCAUUAUCGAUUUCCCAACUUGCCUUGCGAGCUACGGCUUGAACAAGAACCCUACAUUUACUUCCAAAGUAAUACAUCUGAGAUCUCGCUUCUCUCCCGAUAAUCUCCUCAAAUUAGCUAUAGAAAUCUGUUACUCCCUCUCGGGUCCUGACAAAUUGGUAUACAGAGCCAUCGUUCCUUGGAGCAAUUUUUUCCCCUCUCAGAUCCGGGAUUCCCACCCUUCCCUCCCUUCUUCGGCGACCGGCGACAAGGCGUGACGGCGGGGAUGUGGUAGUUGGCGACGGUGUGGUGGCGCUGGCGGCGGUGCUUAUUCGGGCACAGAUUGGUAGAGCAGAGGCGGUUGUUCGAGCAAAUUGCUUGAUCUGUAAAAUUCCACGCUCUAGCACCGAUCCGUGUGCCAAGGAGGCAUGGAGCGCGGCGGCGGCAGGAUCGAGAGUAGGGAACGGGUUGCUGGCAGUCCAGUAGUAAAAUUCCUUAUUCCUACUUCAGAUCAAGGAGAUGGGACGCGGUAAAGGAAUUGAUGAAGCAGAUCUGCUCGAGGUGCUCUCACUGCGCGACGAUUUUGGAGUUCUGCAAAAAGAGAGUGCUCAGGUACAGUCACAAGUGUCGAAACUACAGACAGACGUGCAGGCUAUUGGAUCCAAGCAAGGGGAAAUUUCAGCUACUGUAGGAGAGGCUGAAAAAGUGGUCAUAGAUCUGGGUAAGCAGCUGUCGGUGAUCAGCAGUGUUCUCCAAACACUGGUCAAAACAACUCAGCAGGCUCAACAUUCAGACCACCCUUCUAGCUCGAUGGAAGUGCCCAAAUCUCCUACACUGAACCAAGAUCAAACACAGGAACAAGAGGCUCGACUUGAGCAACUAAGGAAACAAUUGGCUGCUGAGAGAGAGAAAUCCAAGCAAAUGGAAGAUACUCAACUUCAGAAUCUUCCUCCUAUUCGCACAAACCAAGCUAAUGGACCACCUGGUUUUGUCCAGCAGAGCAGACAGGAAGCACACCACUCUGGUAGUACUCCACUGACAGCUAGGCACAAUGCCCAGACACCUGCAUUCAAUCAUUUCUAUCAGAACAACAGAGACAGACAGAUGUGGCAGGGGUAUCACAGAACUUAUGAAUUAGAUAUGCAAGCUCAAUUCAUGAAAGCACUGACUAAAGGGCCCAAAUUGGAAUUCCCUAGAUUCUCUGGUGAAGAUCCAAUGGGAUGGAUCAGGCAGUGUAACAAGUAUUUUCAGAUGUCUGCUGCACCUGAAGAAUAUAAGGUCUCCCUUGCUCAAAUGUACAUCAUUGGAGAAGCUGACACAUGGCUUAGGAGAUCUGGACUGCUGAAGAAGCAGUUGUCUUGGACUCAGUUUGGGAAGGAAGUCAUUAAAAGAUUUGCAGAACAUGGAUCCUAUGACUUAACUGAGAAAUUUAACUCACUUAAACAAGGAAACAACACUGUCUCGGAAUACACCAAGAGCUUUGAAGAUCUGAUGGCAGAUGUGUUAGAAGAAACACCUGAACUUGGAGAGCAGUGGUUUGUGAGAUGCUUUGUCAAUGGUUUGAGAGAGGGAAUUAAAUUCCAAAUCAGACCACUCAGACCACAGUCACUAACAGAUGCCUACUGUUUAGCCAAAGAGGUUGAACCAAAUCAUCCACCAGCAAGCACAGUACAAAAGAAGCAACAGAGUUCUUUUGAAAACUUCUAUCAGAAGAACAAUAACAACUUCCAGAACAAGAGCAGUACCACAACAGCUACUCCACAACGAAGUGGGCAAAUCAAACAGCCUGAAAGUACCAAUAACAACCCUCAGCGAAUUAGAAAGGUGGGUGAAUGUUGGAGAUAUGGAGACAAGUGGAUGCAUGGUCACAAAUGCAAGCUCAUUCCUAAUAUUCAUCUGUUGCAACAAGAAAUGGGAGAACAACAGGAAGAUAUAGAAGAUAAUCCUCCUCAAGAGCAAGAGGAAAUUCAAGAGGCAGGAGAUCAAGCCAUGUUUAUCACUGCUCAUGCUAUGGGACAACAGCUAGCCGUUCCUACACCAACUGUUAUAAUCCAUAUCAAUGGUAAACGAGCUGUAGCCUUGUUGGAUUCUGGGAGUUCAUCAUCCUUUAUGAAUCAGGAAUUUGCUGUGAAGGCAAACUGCCAUCUGCUGCCAGUAAAACCUAGAGCAAUAGCAGUAGCAGGAGGAGGGAAAUUAAUAUCAAAUGCUGUCAUCCCAAACUGUAAAUUUCAGUUAGCAAAAACAACACUACAACACAGUUUCAGAACCUUGCCUCUACCUAGUCAUGAUGUCAUACUAGGUUAUGAUUGGUUCACUAUGAUGAGUCCUGUUUCUUUCAACAUACCUGAUAACACCUUCAGUUUCACUAUGAAGGGAAAGCAAACAGUGACUGCUGCUAUAUUCAACACUCCUGAGAAAGUAAAGGAAAUCCCAGCAGAGGAAGUGAGUAAACUGUUGGAUAAAGGAGCAGAAGGUUUCUCACUACAGAUGCAUAAUAUUGUAAUGGAAGCACCUGCUGGUUUUCAAACCCCUCCCCAAUUACAGAAGUUACUCAUGGAAUAUGCAGACCUAUUUGAGGAACCACAUACCCUUCCACCUCAUAGAGAGUGUGAUCACACAAUACCCUUACAACCUGGAGUGGAGCCCCCUCAUUCUAGACCAUAUAGGGUACCACAUCAUCAAAAACAGGAAAUGGAAGAUCAAAUCAAGAAAAUGUUGGCUGCUCAUUUCAUUAGACACAGCCAGAGUCCAUAUGCAGCUCCUGUCAUAUUAGUGAAGAAAAAGGAUAAUUCUAUGAGGUUAUGCACUGAUUUCAGGAAACUCAACUCCGUCACUGUGAAAAACAAAUUCCCCAUACCAGUAAUAGAAGAUUUACUGGAUGAAUUGCAUGGAGCUCAGUAUUUUUCUAAGUUGGAUUUGAGAGCAGGAUGCCACCAAAUUAGGAUGCACCCUGAUGAUAUACAUAAAACGGCUUUCAGAACUUUUUUGGGGCAUUUUGAAUACCUGGUGACGCCCUUUGGCCUGUCUAAUGCACCAGGCACCUUCCAAUCAUUAAUGAACAGCAUUUUUGGGCCCUAUUUGAGAAAGUUUGUACUAGUUUUCUUUGAUGACAUACUCAUUUACAGUAAAACUCUCAAAGAGCACAUGGAACACAUUGAGCUAGUGCUUAAACUACUAAAGGAAAACCAGCUAUGUGCUAAACUAUCCAAGUGUGUAUUUGCAGUCCAACAAGUGGAAUACCUAGGACAUGUGAUAUCUGCACUCUGCAGCAGGAGUGGCAACUGACCCACAG
Molecule: messenger RNA, 4237 nt
Organism: Aegilops tauschii subsp. strangulata
Lineage: Eukaryota; Viridiplantae; Streptophyta; Magnoliopsida; Poales; Poaceae
Source: RefSeq, a predicted model, not a curated record